Messenger RNA from Aphis gossypii (cotton aphid), 1456 nucleotides. RefSeq lists its product as uncharacterized. Bases 127 to 1218 code for a protein of 363 amino acids. The record is from RefSeq and is a predicted model, not a curated record. The transcript has a single exon. NCBI's taxonomy places the organism in Eukaryota, Metazoa, Arthropoda, Insecta, Hemiptera, Aphididae.
AUACAGCGGCAGCAGUUGUACGCCUCGGGCCGAGAAACCUUUUGCGAUUCGAUUAAGUUCGAUUAAGCUGUUCGACGUCGUCGUCGUCGUAAGAUACCGAAAAAAUAUCAUAACAGCAUAACUGUCAUGUCGUUCAUUGUACACUUUAUCGCGUUCGUGUCAAUGACUUUCGUGGUGGUCACGUCUGAUCUGCAAUAUGCGGACACGUCGCUUGAGUGCCUGAACCAAAUAGACAUCGCGACGAGACCACACUCGGAGAGAAUAAAGUUCUUGCAGGAAAUGAUGGAGACAGACUACCUUUGGUGGCCAAUACUCAACGAGAGGGUGCGUGUUAAACAGAUAACAUACCACAACCAGUACAUGGAGUUCAAUGAGGAAACUAUGUACAAUGAGGUGUUGGCGUUGGAAAGUGUUUCUAAUUUGUUAGCAUCCAAGGCAUUCCCCGCCAGUGACGUAAAUUUUACAAUGGAGGUGAUAAAGACCGCAACGGUGUGUUCAGCGCUUAAGCAUAUCUCGUUUCAGGGACUAAUGCUCUUUCAACUACUACAUAAAGUAACUACGAUAGAACCCUUGGAGAAACUAUUAUUUGUUAUGUGGAUGGUGGACAUGGUCUAUGUGGUCAUUGACAAGUUGACAACGAUGAACGACACUGAACCACUGCUGCUACUUAACAGUAUGCGCGUGGGCCUUAUCCAUCUCCAUCGUUCAAUAUUGGAAAAAGUGCCAAAUUUGAAUUUCGAAUUCCUUCACAAAGUUGGAGAGGAAAUGUUCAAUGAAGUCACAAAAUUAUGCGUCAAAGAAGCCGAAAAAGAUGGCUAUUACAAGGCGUUAGUCACCAAUUUAAAUAGAACCAAAUGGGUCGACAGUCUAAAAACCCACCACGUACUAAUCACUGAAUACCUGAACGACUCCAACGAUAUGGCUGAAAUUGAUACAAUAAAAUUAUUUAAAGGGCCAAUCGAUAUCAACGUUAAUAUAGAUGUAAAUGGUAUCGCUAAACUAGAGGAAGGCGUUUUGAAAAGAGCUUAUGGUGCAAACUUUGUUCAAUCGAACUUUUUAUUUGAAAACUUGACCGUACAUACGUUAAUUAAAUCGCAGUGGAAAACUAUACUCAGAUCUGACAAACGUUAUAAGGUGCCUAAAAAUGAUGACUCUCUGAAGGACUCUCUGGAGGACUCUCCGGAGGACUCUCCUGAGGAUUCUCCCGAGGACUCAUAGUCCUCGUAAAACGGAACAGUUAUUAUUAUUGCAGUAUUUAAUUUUUAAUAUUUUAUGUUAUAUAAUAUUAUUUACUUUAGGUUUUAAGAUUUUGUAGUUGAAAAUACUUUAAAAUUAUUUAUAAGCACUUAAACUCAUACAUUUUUAGUAUAUAUUAUGUAAUAAAAUAUUUAUUUCAUAAUGUUUAUAAUUAAAUGUAUUCAAUUUUAAUAAAAUUAUAAAUACGAUUUUAACACUA